AUGUCCGUGCGAACCCUGCAGAUGCUGGUAAAUAUCCAGACACAGAGCAAGGCCAUUACCUAUGCAGGCUGCAUCAUCCAGAUGCAGUUUUUCAUACUCUUUUCAGGAUUGGACAUUUUUCUGCUGACCAUAAAGGCCUGUGACCAGUUUGUGGCCAUCUGUCACCCCCUGCACUACUUGGUCAGUAUGAAGCCUUGGAUAUGUGCGUUGUUGGUUCUGGUGUCCUGGAUCAUUAACAUUCUACAUUCUUGGUUGCAAAUCAUCAUGAUGUUGCAGCUGUCCUUCUGCUCAGACUUGGAAAUCCCCCACUUUUUCUGUGAACUCAAUCACCUGGUCCACCUUACCUGCUCUGACACCUUUGUCAGUGAGGUGGUGAUGUAUGUUGCUGCAGUCUUGCUGGCUGGUGGUGCCUUUGCUGGUAUCCUUUACUCCUACUCCAAGAUUGUGUCCUCCAUCCAUGCAAUCUCAUCAGCUCAGGGCAAGUACAAAGCCUUUUCCACCUGUGCAUCUCACCUCUCCGUGAUCUCCUUUUUUAUGGCAUGA
Sciurus carolinensis (gray squirrel) is the source of this 543-nucleotide messenger RNA. RefSeq names its product olfactory receptor 7A10-like. Gene Ontology annotation, molecular function: olfactory receptor activity. Gene Ontology annotation, biological process: G protein-coupled receptor signaling pathway. NCBI's taxonomy places the organism in Eukaryota, Metazoa, Chordata, Mammalia, Rodentia, Sciuridae. The transcript has 2 exons. The record is from RefSeq and is a predicted model, not a curated record. Gene Ontology annotation, cellular component: membrane. Bases 1 to 543 code for a protein of 180 amino acids.